Messenger RNA from Carcharodon carcharias (great white shark), 1074 nucleotides. RefSeq names its product cellular communication network factor 6 (gene ccn6). The record is from RefSeq and is a predicted model, not a curated record. The coding region runs from base 1 to 1074 and encodes 357 amino acids. Gene Ontology annotation, biological process: cell adhesion; signal transduction. Gene Ontology annotation, cellular component: extracellular region; extracellular matrix. Gene Ontology annotation, molecular function: heparin binding; integrin binding. Lineage: Eukaryota; Metazoa; Chordata; Chondrichthyes; Lamniformes; Lamnidae. The transcript has 5 exons.
AUGGAGUACAGCAGUUCCACAAAGCAGCUCACCACCAUCUUCUCAAGGGCAAUUAGGAAUGGGCGGAUACAACAGAGUCAAGUCCAACAAGCAGUUGUGAAAACUGGAAGGAAGACAGCAGAAUUUGAAGAAGCUCCCGAACGCAGACAAUUUUGCAAAUGGCCAUGCAAGUGCUCUCGCAAACCGUUAUGUUUACCUGGAGUAAGUCUGGUUACUGAUGGCUGUGGAUGUUGCAAAACCUGUGCAAAGCAAUUCGGGGAGCUCUGCACUGAAGCUGACACCUGUGACCCUCACAAGGACUUGUACUGUGACUAUUCUGGCGAUAGGCCUAAGUACGAAUUUGGAAUAUGCGCCUAUACUCUUGGAGUCGGGUGUAGGUUAAAUGGAAUCCAUUACAGACAUGGACAGACAUUCCAGCCACACUGUCACUAUAAAUGCACAUGUGUGAAUGGUGCAUUUGGAUGUACGCCCACUUGUACAAAGAAAUUGGCAGCUGACCAGUGUAGAAAUCCCAAGGCCAUAGAGAAAUCUGAAUAUUGCUGUGAAAAGUCUAUUUGUAAUAGGUCUGCAGUACAGCAGGCAGCAACAUAUAGAGUAAUGUCUGCUUAUAGCGCAAGACCAGUAAUAUGGCGGAAGAAAUGCCUGCUUCAAACAACUCCAUGGAGCUUAUGUUCAAAAUCCUGUGACAUUGGAAUAUCAGUCAGAGUGACAAAUGACAACAGCAAAUGUGAACUUGAGAGAGAAAGUAGACUAUGCUUUACUCGACCUUGUGACACAAGAGUAUCGAAAAAUAUGAAGAAGGGCAAGAAAUGUCUACAGACGUUCCAGCAUCCCAAGCCUGAAAAAUUUGCUCUCUCUGGCUGCACAAGUAGAAGAUCUUAUAGACCGAUAUUCUGUGGCACAUGCUCAGAUUCCCGUUGCUGUGUCCCUAACAAGGAAAAAACUGUGAAAGUGGAAUUUAACUGCACUGAUGGAGAAAUCAUCAUGUGGAAGAUGAUGUGGAUCACAUCUUGCAAAUGUCAACAGGCCUGUAUUGACUCAGAGGACAUAUUCUCAGAUCUGAAACUAUUGUAG